AUGUUACUUCCAAAAGAAAUAAGUCUAGGUUUGAGGGACCGAAACCCCAAACAUGAACUCGACACUUCAACAGCGAAUGACGACAACGGCUACAGUGUCCGCGCAAUCCGACGCCCUUGCUCUCCCAGUAGGGCAUUAGUUAAAUUUCGCCGACCGUCGAAUGUGGUUAGCAUUCGUGAGGGACAUGGUGAACUUGUUAGUCGAACCCGGCUGAAUCCAUUCCGGGUGAAUGCUGCCGCAAGUACAAAUAACUACUCCGGGACUUGCGAACAUCUUGCUGGUGCAAGCGCUGUCGAGCGAAAGCCUGGUAUACAGACACCAUUAGGCACCAAGGAUCAUCAGGAGAGUAUGUGCACCGUUUCAGAACCUUUCUCCCGAAAGCUUUACAGCGCACAGCUCCUUCCUCUCAUUGAUGUGGGGGCCCCGCUUACAGGAUUCUCUGACUAUAUUCGAUACUGUGACCCCUUCGAAAAUCUACGAUUGACUCCGAGUUCCAGAGCUUUCCACGUCUCCUUAUCCACCCAUCAUCCGCAUCACCACCAGCAUCAUCAUCAACAGAGUACAGAUACCCAUUCCUGCCAUUCAUUAUGUGCAUGUCAUACGUCUGCGAUGGCUGCAGCUGUGGCGGUUGGACCGCAGUAUUCCACAGCUGUUUAUUCCAGUUUGCACUACCCAGCCCAUGCACUCUCAGCAGUGCAUGCUAUUCAACCACCUCAGUAUCCUAUUACAUCUUCCACUGACGGUUUACCAGGUCCAUACUCAAUAUUAAACACAGACCAGCACUCAGCAAAUCAACCAAAGCGAAAACGAUCAUGGUCCCGUGCAGUAUUUUCAAAUUUACAACGAAAAGGACUUGAAAAACGGUUUGAAGUUCAGAAAUAUGUAACGAAACCAGACAGACGACAGCUGGCAGCAAUGCUAGGCCUUACUGAUGCACAGGUGAAAGUCUGGUUCCAGAAUAGACGGAUGAAAUGGCGCCACUCUCAGCAACAAAAAGACCAGAAACCAGGAGAUGAUAGAAACGAAAACAUGACAGAGGGUGGAAAAGAGAAAUCAGAUUUGGCAGACAGUUCUAAAGAAAUGGAUAACGAAUCAAAAGACUCGAGUGAUUCCUCAGACAACGAAGAAAUGGAUAUAGAAAAUGAUUUGGAAGCUCAGAGAGCAAUACCAAUCUCUGUAACAGUGACGAUGCCACAACUGAAGUGCGAGAAGAUUGAUUAAGCAACCAAGAUUUACUCUGUUUUCAGAGGCAAAAAACAAUACAAAUAAAAAGAUAAAGAAAAAGAAAAAAAGAUUUUAUAAUGUUGCAUACGUUAUAUUAAAAAAAGAAAGUGAACUCAUACAAUAAUUGA
Octopus sinensis (East Asian common octopus) is the source of this 1352-nucleotide messenger RNA. RefSeq names its product homeobox protein DBX1-B-like. The transcript is spliced from 5 exons. Gene Ontology annotation, biological process: regulation of DNA-templated transcription. Lineage: Eukaryota; Metazoa; Mollusca; Cephalopoda; Octopoda; Octopodidae. Bases 1 to 1221 code for a protein of 406 amino acids. The record is from RefSeq and is a predicted model, not a curated record. Gene Ontology annotation, molecular function: DNA-binding transcription factor activity, RNA polymerase II-specific; sequence-specific DNA binding.